CAUUGUCAACAUCUUUCCUCCUCCUCCUUCUCUUCAAAGUCACGGUCUGAGAAACUCGAGCAAACUUCACCCCAGCACCUUCAGUCUGGGCGAAAUAUGGCUGGACGCGUGAGCAGAAGUUUGCUGAAUUUGUCCAGGGAACUCAUAUUCAGGGACAAAAAGUGUCUGCGUAAAAGUGUUAUAUUUAUCUCACGGUGCCACGCGAGAUCUCUAUCCUGCGCCGUUCAGCCGGACGUCAGCUCGUAUCUCGCGGGAAAGACGUACGCAGAAAUAUACGAGCUGUCAGUUAAAGACCCGGAAACUUUUUGGGGAUCUAUCGCCAAGGAAAGGCUGACAUGGACCAAACAUUUCGACCAUGUGAAGGACUGCGAUCUGUCGAGCGGGAAAAUCAACUGGUCCGGGGGCCAACUGAACGUUUCUGUGAACUGUUUGGAUGUACACGUGGCAGAAGAUCCAAACAGAGUGGCGUUAAUAUGGGAAAGAGAUGAACCUGGAUCAGAAGUAAGGAUCACCUACAGGGAGCUUCUAGAAAUGACCUGUCGCCUUGCCAACACAUUAAAGGGUCAUGGAGUCCAGAGAGGUGAUAGGGUGGCCAUCUACAUGCCCGUGUCUCCUAUGGCAGUGGCGGCCAUGUUGGCCUGUGCCCGUAUCGGUGCUGUUCAUACUGUGGUGUUUGCAGGGUUCAGCUCAGAUGCUCUGGCUGGCAGAAUUCAGGAUGCCCAGUGCAAAUUUGUGAUCACGUGCAACCAAGGGGUGAGGGGUGGACGGUUCUUCGAUCUCAAGUCCACAGUGGAUACAGCAGUGAAGAGCUGUCCGUCUAUACAGCAUGUGUUUGUGGCCCAGAGGACCAACAAUAGUGUGCCAAUGGGCAAACAAGACAUUCCAUUAGAUGAGGUCAUGGCAAGAGAAUCAUCAGUAUGUGCUCCGGAACCCAUGGACAGUGAGGAGAUGUUGUUUAUGCUCUAUACCUCGGGCAGCACGGGUAAACCGAAGGGCAUUGUGCACACGCAGGCUGGUUAUCUGCUUUACGCAUCCCUCACGCAUCAGUAUGUGUUCAACUACACACCAGGAGAUGUGUUCGGCUGUGUCGCCGACAUCGGUUGGAUUACGGGCCACAGUUACGUAGUGUACGGGCCGCUGUGUAACGGAGCCACAUCUGUUCUGUUCGAGAGUACACCUGUGUACCCUGAUCCAGGUCGUUACUGGGAGACUGUUCAGAGGUUACAAAUAAACCAGUUUUAUGGAGCUCCUACUGCCAUUAGAUUACUCCUGAAAUAUGAUGAAAGUUGGGUAAAGAAGUAUGACAGAUCAUCACUGAAGACACUUGGAUCUGUUGGAGAGCCCAUUAAUCACGAAGCAUGGGAAUGGUUCUAUAAUGUUGUCGGAGAAGGACGAUGCCCUCUGGUGGACACAUGGUGGCAGACAGAGACUGGCGGUGUGUGUAUCGCUCCACUCCCAGCUGAACCUGGAGCAGAGAUCCGACCUUCCAUGGCUAUGAGACCCUUUUUUGGCAUUCAACCGACACUGAUGGGAGACAAGGGACAGAUAAUAACAGGAAAUGAUGUCAAUGGAGCUCUGUGCAUUAGCCAACCAUGGCCUGGAAUGGCCAGAACCAUAUUUGGAGACCACAAGAGAUUCGCAGAGGCAUAUUUUAAACCAUUUCCAGGUCAUUAUUUUACUGGUGACGGGGCUCAUCGAACAGAAGAUGGUUACUACCAGAUCACAGGACGGAUGGAUGAUGUUAUUAAUAUCAGUGGGCAUCGGCUGGGCACCGCUGAGAUCGAGAACUCGCUGGAUGAACAUCCAGAUGUCCCUGAGACUGCAGUGAUUGGAAUCUCUCAUGAAAUCAAAGGAGAAGUUCCAUUUGCAUUUGUGGUUCUGAAAGAAACCGCAACUGAGAACCAACAGGCUGUUGUGGACCAGCUGAGACACCUAGUGGCUUCUAAAAUUGCCAAAUAUGCCGUUCCUGAGCACUUUCUGGUUGUGAAACGUCUACCUAAAACACGGUCUGGAAAAAUAAUGAGGAGAAUUUUACGCAAGAUCGCCAUGAAUGACACAAGCAACCUUGGAGAUGUGUCAACGCUGGACGACCCUUCGGUUGUUCAAGAGAUUGUUGAGGCCCACAAGCACUACAGAAGUCACGCAACUAACAAGUGAAAAAUGAACUGUUGGGACAAUUCGUUCUGGUCAUGUGAAAUAAACUCAGUAUUACAUCACCUGGUGGAAAUUAAAUUCAAGAGAUGUUAAGUUCAAGGAUCUAUGAAUACGUAACUGUGAUCACAGUGAUAUUUUUAAUAGCAUAAAGUGUUCAAACGAUAAACCUUACACGUGAAAUCCAUCUGAAAUACAAGUUGGUCCUUUUGUCUGACAAUGUUUUAAGAUACCAAGUGGGUUUGUUCAGUUUGCACACACAUCUUUGGAAUCAUGAAGCAUUUUGCAGAGUGUUGUUUUUGUAUCACGAGAUAGAGUGACGUGACUGUUGAAAUUUACUCUGAAGCAUCAGCUUUUGUAAGAGAUGAUUUUAUUACACACUACUGAUUUUGGAUGUGAUCUGGCAAAUUCACCUCUCUGUCUGAAUCUUGUAAGCCUCUUACGUUUUAAGCCUUUACUUUCUAAUGUUUGACAAAUGUCAUUGACUGUGAUACAUUUUCAAUCAGAACUAAAAUUUAUGAUAAAUCACGUUUUAUAAAACAAAUGUCUAAAAGCAUUCCAACUUAUGUUCAGUAUUUCAGAUGUUCCUCAUGAAAACAAACCAUUUAUUUUGAGCAUUAAAAUGUUUUUUU
Triplophysa dalaica is the source of this 2783-nucleotide messenger RNA. RefSeq names its product acyl-CoA synthetase short chain family member 1 (gene acss1). Gene Ontology annotation, cellular component: mitochondrion. Gene Ontology annotation, molecular function: AMP binding; acetyl-CoA synthetase activity. Lineage: Eukaryota; Metazoa; Chordata; Actinopteri; Cypriniformes; Nemacheilidae. The record is from RefSeq and is a predicted model, not a curated record.